Molecule: messenger RNA, 2254 nt
Organism: Oncorhynchus keta (chum salmon)
Lineage: Eukaryota; Metazoa; Chordata; Actinopteri; Salmoniformes; Salmonidae
Product: zinc finger protein 664-like
Exons: 2
Coding region: 307-1596 (429 amino acids)
Biological process (GO): regulation of transcription by RNA polymerase II
Molecular function (GO): RNA polymerase II cis-regulatory region sequence-specific DNA binding; DNA-binding transcription factor activity
Source: RefSeq, a predicted model, not a curated record
CUCAACUGCGUUUCCUCCCUCCAGACAGCAGAUGGCGAUAUGUGUCUUUCAGGCGAUGUUUCCAGUGUGACGUAUAAUCUGGACGGAACAACUGCAGCCAUCUCGGUAGCUCGCUAGACAACAAACUCGGAACAUUCAAGAUCUUUAGACAAUUUCGUGGUUUAAUUGCCACUAUGAUUUAAACAUACUUAUGUGGAAACAACUAGAUGCCCAUUUAAUUUAAUAUUUACGUUGUAAGUCAACUAGCUGGCUGGUUAAGUUAGCACUAGUCUGGUAGCUAAUGCUAACUAGCUAUUAUCCCCGAACAUGAGUUCACUAAGCUACUCUCCUCCUUUUCUCUGCUGGACGGAGAAAGAAGCUCUGGUGAAAGAGGAGGAGGAGGAAGAGGAGGCUGUUAAAAUAGAAAAACAAGUAGAGGGUGAGGCUGUUACCGUGAAAGAAGAGGAGGAAGACGCGUUCAGAGUGAAAGAGGAGGAGGAUGUUACUGUGAAAGAAGAGGAGGAUGCAGUGAAAGAAGAUGAAGACGUUUUUGGAAUGAAGGAUGAGGAGGGGGAGAUUACUGUCACAUUAGAGGAGGACGAAGAAGAGAAGACUGGAGAUCUGAUUAACACCAGUAAAUACAUAGAGAGACAUGACUAUCGUGGAUCCUCUGGGGAGCCUCAGCAACAUCAUGAUGCUGACGAGGCAGAGAAAAGUCUCUCCAGAUCAGAACUCCUCAAGAAACACCAGCAGAGACCCAUAGGAACGAAGUCUCACUGCUGCUCUGACUGUGGGAAAAGAUUAAACUCUUCAUCAAACCUUAAAAUACAUCAAAGAAUUCACACAGGAGAGAAACCUUAUAGCUGUGAUCAAUGUGGGAAGAGUUUUACUACAUCUAGCAAUCUAACUAUACACCAGAGAAUACACACAGGAGAGAAACCUUAUGGCUGUGAUCAAUGUGGGAAGAGUUUUACUACAUCUAGCUAUCUAACUAUACACCAGAGUACACACACAGGAGAGAAAGCUUACGCCUGUGAUCAAUGUGGGAAGAGAUUUAUUCUGCUAGAAACCCUGAAAUCACACCAGAGAAUACAUUCUGGAGAGAAACCUUUUGGCUGUUAUCAAUGUGGGACGAGUUUUUCUCACUUAAGCAGCCUGAUAGGACACCAGCGGGGACACACAGGAGAAAAACCUUAUAGCUGUGAUCAAUGUGGGAAAAGUUUUACUACAUCUAGCAAUCUAACUAUACACCAGAGAACACACACAGGAGAGAAACCUUAUGGCUGUGAUCAAUGUGGGAAAAGUUUUACUACAUCUAGCAAACUAACUAUACACCAGAGAACACACACAGGAGAGAAACCUUAUAGCUGUGAUCAAUGUGGGAAGAGUUUUGGUCAAUCUGGCCAACUGACUGUACACCAGAGAACACACACAGGACAGAAACCUUAUAGCUGUGAUCAAUGUGGGAAGAGUUUUGGUCAAUCUGGCCAACUGACUGUACACCAGAGAACACACACAGGACAGAAACCUUAUAGCUGUGAUCAAUGUGGGAAGAGAUACUCUAGUAAAAGAUCUGUGAUCAAACAUCAGAAAAUACAUGAAGGAGUUGUUUCAUGAUAUCAAUGAAAUAAUGUCACAACGUAGAUUAUUUUAACAGUAGUAUUUUAAUGAAUGUCAACGUAGAACCCUAAAUGUUUGCCCCCUGUUCAAUUGAUUUUAGCCUCAUGGAAACAAUCCAGGCUCUGAAUUGAAAGAGUUACUAUUUAUGUGAUUGAACAAAAAGUGACUAACAAAAAAGAGUUUGUUACACUUACCACGUUGGUGACCCACUGGAAUUUAAAUGCAACACUUCAAAAUGUAGCUUGCAGUUUACCACGUUGGUGACCGACUGAAAUCACAAUGUAGCUAGCAGUUUACCAUGUUGGUGACCCACUGGAAUCACAAUGUAGCUAGCAGUUUACCACAUUGGUGACCUACUGGAAUCACAAUGAAACACUCCCAAAUGUUUAGGUUUUCAAUAUAUCACAAACUGUUUCUGCAUAUUGGUUAUUGAUUUGGACACGUUAAAACUGUGUUUUGACAUUGUGCUGUUCCAAAUUUAGCAAAAUGUAAUUGAAAAGACGUUGAAAAUAAGACUAUGCACGACGUCCAAUAUAUGUUCGGUUGUAGUUGAAAGUGAAAGUUGAAAAGAUUACUUUUUGGGUAGAUUUUUCAAUGACUUGAAAACAACUUAAUUUCAACAUACUUGCAGUGUAAUAAAUUGGUCUAUAAUCAA